This is a messenger RNA of Coregonus clupeaformis (lake whitefish), 1032 nucleotides long. Its product is annotated as histone deacetylase 1-like. NCBI's taxonomy places the organism in Eukaryota, Metazoa, Chordata, Actinopteri, Salmoniformes, Salmonidae. The record is from RefSeq and is a predicted model, not a curated record. The transcript is spliced from 6 exons. The coding region runs from base 436 to 1032 and encodes 198 amino acids. Gene Ontology annotation, molecular function: histone deacetylase activity.
CGCAGAGAUGCGUGUCGCCACCUGGGUGUCAGAAGGGGGAAGGAGAACAGUAGUUGUCAUCUGCAUAGCAAUAAUAGGAGAGACCAAUUUAGCUAACAUUUGACUGACAUUUCCAAAACAACGAGAAGUUUCAUCAUUAGUCAGGCGAUGUCUUCAGUACAUAGGAAGCCACUCAGAGGAACAGAACCAGAUCAGACCACUGUGUCUGUCUGCUACCUCAGGCUCUAGGGAGACGUGGAUGUUGCAGCACAGUUGGGGAUUUGUACACACUGCCGUGUUUACAGGGUUUUAUUGAAGCUCUGUUGUCAAAGGUAAUUUAUUUCUCAUGCUUUUUUCUCUGUGAAAUGUUUGCUUUUACAGCCCAAACUUUGGAUUUCCUCUGUUUUUAACUGCAAAGAGUAGAACUAGUCCCUCUUGGUUUAGAAAUUGCAACAUAUGAAAUACUGUAAACUAAAAACAUGUUUUUCCUCCCCUGGAACAGCGGGAUCAGUGAAACUUAACAGGCAGCAGACAGACAUUGCGGUGAACUGGGCCGGUGUACUCCACCACGCCAAGAAGUCUGAGGCCUCUGGCUUCUGUUACGUCAAUGACAUCUUCCUGGCCAUUCUGGAGCUCCACAAGUACCACCAGAGGGUGCUGUACAUUGAUAUUGACAUCCACCAUGGAGAUGGAGUGGAGGAGGCCUUCUAUACCACAGACAGGGUCAUGUCCGUGUCCUUCCACAAAUACAGAGAGUAUUUCCUCGGGACUGGAGACCUCAGGAUGAUGGCCAAGGUGAUGGAGAUGUACCAGCCCAGUGCAGUGGUGCUGCAGUGUGGAGCAGACUCCCUCUCAGGAGACCGACUGGGCUGCUUCAACCUCACCAUCCGCGGCCAUGCCAAGUGUGUUGAAUACAUGAAGUCGUUCAACCUUCCCCUACUGAUGCUGGGUGGCGGAGGCUACACCAUCCGCAACGUGGCCCGCUGCUGGACCUACGAGAUGGCCGUGGCUCUGGACACUGACAUCCCUGAUGUCUUGAAGGAGUAUGACUGA